This is a messenger RNA of Arabidopsis lyrata subsp. lyrata, 3515 nucleotides long. RefSeq names its product probable UDP-arabinopyranose mutase 4. Bases 660 to 1739 code for a protein of 359 amino acids. The transcript has 4 exons. Gene Ontology annotation, cellular component: Golgi apparatus; cytosol. Gene Ontology annotation, biological process: UDP-L-arabinose metabolic process; plant-type cell wall biogenesis. Gene Ontology annotation, molecular function: UDP-arabinopyranose mutase activity. Lineage: Eukaryota; Viridiplantae; Streptophyta; Magnoliopsida; Brassicales; Brassicaceae. The record is from RefSeq and is a predicted model, not a curated record.
CUGACUGAAAACGGAUGCAAACAAAUAUGUGAGAUGUCUAUAGAUCAAUUUACAAGAAGAUUUCUUCUCUCUAGUGUCAAAAGUAAUUGCAAACAUAUGACAUGAUGAACCAGUUGUUCAACAAUCGUUCAACGAAUCAAUUGACUGGUCCAUCAAGCUAUUGUUGUUCCACUAAAUCAUGAAAUUCCAAAGUAGCUAGUAUCUAAAUAUCUUUAUUUUUUCUUUUAUUAACUAGUAAAGGUACAAUAAUUCUUUUGUUGGUUUAUCGAAAGAAUGUUUCGUAUAAACUACUAAUUAGGAAGUUAGGUAGUGGAUGCCUAUUGUUUUUGGUUAAUGGUUAAUUUGUAUACUCAAAAGUCUUAUAUGUUCAGUAUAAACAUCUACGCUUUUUAAGCAAUGGGACAAAAAGUGGGAUUCUUUUUAUAAAAUAGAGCAUUUGAAAUGAGAGUCUUUCACUAGUCGAUUACGAAAGUUAACCUAUAUAAUUCCUAGUGAUCGCAAUAUUCUAACAACUACGAUAUGAAGAAAAUCUAGUUGAUCCUUUCAUUUCUUUAACGAAAUUAAUGAAGGAGUUUGAGAACCGUUAUAUAAAUCCCAAGUCAUCCCCCUCGAAAACAAUCAUCUUAUACACAUCUAUUUAACUCUCUAAGUACCAAAAAAUGGCGGGCUACAACCUCAAAGGUAUCGAAGCGGCACCUUUGAAGGACGAUGUGGAUAUUGUGAUCCCAACCAUCAGAAGCCUCGACUUUCUAGAACAAUGGAGACCAUUUUUGCAGCAUUACCACUUGAUCAUUGUCCAAGAUGGAGACCCUUCGAUCAAGAUUAAAGUUCCCGAGGGUUAUGACUACGAGCUCUACAACCGUAAUGAUAUCAACAGGAUCCUUGGUCCUAGAGCUAAUUGUAUCUCAUACAAAGAUGGUGGUUGUCGUUGCUUCGGCUUCAUGGUUUCGAAAAAGAAGUAUAUCUACACCAUUGAUGAUGACUGCUUUGUGGCAAAGGAUCCAAGUGGGAAAGAGAUCAAUGUGAUAGCUCAGCACAUAAGGAACCUUGAAACACCUUCAACACCACACUACUUUAACACUCUCUAUGACCCUUUUAGAGAAGGAACUGAUUUCGUCAGAGGGUAUCCUUUCAGUUUAAGGGAAGGUGUCCAAACUGCCAUAUCUCAUGGGCUUUGGCUCAACAUCCCUGAUUACGAUGCUCCAACCCAACUCGUGAAGCCCCGGGAACGGAACACGAGGUAUGUUGAUGCAGUGAUGACAAUCCCAAAAGGAGUAUUGUACCCAAUGUGUGGCAUGAAUCUUGCUUUCAAUAGAGAGCUUGUUGGGCCUGCUAUGUACUUUGGCCUUAUGGGUGAAGGCCAGCCCAUUUCUCGGUACGAUGACAUGUGGGCUGGUUGGGCAGCCAAGGUGGUGUGUGACCAGUUAGGCUUUGGGGUCAAGACUGGGUUGCCGUAUCUGUGGCACAGCAAAGCCAGUAACCCGUUCGUGAACCUGAAGAAAGAGCAUAAGGGACUCCACUGGCAAGAAGAUAUGGUUCCUUUCUUCCAAAACCUUUGUCUCUCGAAAGAAUCUGACACUGCAGCUAAAUGCUAUAUGGAAAUUUCGAAGAUGACAAAAGAAAAGCUUACUAAAGUGGAUCCUUACUUUGAGAAAUUGGCAGAUGCAAUGGUCACUUGGAUUGAGGCGUGGGAGGAGCUUAACCCGCCGGUUAAGAAUGAGGCGUUCGUAGGAGCUUAACCCGCCGGUUAAGAAGACGCAGAGCGAUGGCAAAGAAGUCAAGGCCAAGUGAUGAAGAUAAUGAGUGAAGCUCUUGUUGCUAAAUGAAUAAGUAUGUUGUGAGUUUAUUAUUUGAUAUUGUAUUUAUUUUCUCCAUUUUGGAAGUGUUGGUGAUUAUGUAAUAAUUUGGCAUGUAUUAAAAGCGUGAUUGGAAGGAAUAAGAAUAUUUACUAAAGUUAUAUUUUUUUUUCACUAAAGUUAUUAGGUAAUAUGAGGAUGUUCAUAUCUCUACGUACGAUACAGAUGUUUGUUCAUUUCUCAAAAUUAAAUACGCAAGUUCGAAUGAAAAAAGAUUGGAUACGACAUGAGUUGUAUUAUAAAUUUCUUUUAUGCAAUGAUUGUUACAUUUGAAACAACCAAAAGUCUGUACCUUUUAGGGAUAAUUUUCAAAUUUUCAAAAAUCACAACAUGUUGUUAACGCGUACCAUAGUGACUCUCCUAGAAUUUCCCGCAAAAAGGCCAUCCACUCUCGAAAUCCUAACGAAUAUAGCAUUUAAAAACCAUAGUCAUGCAGAUAACCCCAAUCCCCAAGCACUUAAAAUGUGUUGAUCGUUUGAAGCACAAGGCAAUGACAAGAUUCUGUGGCCAAAAACUAGAGCUACGCAUUGGCAUACCUACCCAUGACAAAGGAGAGCCACGUCUCAAGACGCCGAAUCUAAACACGAAAAUGCCAUUUAAAAAAAUAAAUAGUGUGACAGUCGAUAUGUACUAUCAAAUUGUAAGUCCUACCUCGUUGGGUGAUCCCUAAAACACUAACCAUGUCAAAACACUUUUGGAAGAUACCUAUCGUGACCAUUUAAAUCCACUAAAAUAAAGUCAAUACACCCACUAAAGAUACAAGUAAAUUCCCUCCAAAUCAUGGUCCACUCCAAAUACUACUAGAUCGUGAAAUGAUCUCUAAUAAAUAAUUCAUAAGCUUCAAUUUUUCACCUAAGAAAAAAGUCAAAAUAUAUCGGAUUGGGUUGCUUUUAAAUAAGACGAACUUUUAAAAAAAACUGGGCCUAUGGUUUUGACCCACUAGGCCACUUAAUCAUACGCAUGGGAGAGGAAUCGAAUUUCCUCAAUAAUGUUGUUUAUAACUUGCACCACCACCAACUACUCCAAGUCUCCGCAUUUAAAUUCGUUGGAACUCUAAUUAGCUAUAUCUAUCUAUUCUAAAAUAAGCAUUAUAUUUUGCCAUUAUCUAUCAAAAAACCUUAAGGAGAUAUAAAACUUUAUCUCAACUAUACUUCUUGUUAUUGCCGCCCCUGGGAGUGUCUUUCUCGGGUAGCUGUAAUAUGAGGAAGGCUUUCUACAGCAAUAACUGUUGUUUUCCUCUUGAUAUUAUCUAUCUAAAUUAAAUUAAACUUUAAAAAUGCAAAAACGAUUAUUUGUCGUCACAUAUUGACUUUUUCUGUCUUUAGAGAUGCAGUUCAUGACGACAAAAGAGAUGCACUUCAUGUUCCUAACGUACACGUGUGAGGUUUUGUUUUUUUCUUUAGCCUUUUAAUUAAUGGUUUUUUUUUUUAAUUUGGUAGGUUUUAAUAAUAGUUUUCGUUAUAAUAUGUUGUGAGUUGUUUGUAUUUUUUUUUUUUUUUUUUUUUUUUUUUUUUUUUUUUUUAGUUGUUGGUCUUGAAUGUUAAUCCUUUCAGGGGCACAAUUCCGUAAAGUUUCAGGGUCGGUCUUCUUUAAUAGGAGUCUCAGACUCUCUAAUUAUAACCUAGUUAAGGUAGUCGACAACCAAAAAAAAAAAAAAAA